AUGACAGCUGACCAGGAGCGCAUCCGCGGCCUCGAAGCUCAACUGGCCGCGGCCGCGGCCACAUCAUACGAAUCAUCGCCGUCUUCCGCUCCGUUCAACGCGCCUUUCGGAGUAACCGCGGCACCCUCACCUGACGCUGGUGCGUCUUACAUGGCUACCCAGCUUCAGCAGCUGCAGGCACCGGUAUCUGCUCCUCCGCAAGAGCUCCACAGCGUUUGGGAAGAGCCUCAACAAGCUCAGUCUCAGCCUCAAGAGCAGCGCCCUUCGGUAUUCCAUGCACCGUUGCCGUCCGCCGCUGCCACAUUGACCACGGAAAACUUGAUGAGCGCACCGCCGGCAGCGCUCAGACCGCCGCCCUCCACUCUCUCAGAAGAGUUGUCCGACAACACGUUUUCUCUGCCCCCCGCACCGAUAACUGCAGCCGGGAUUCCACCUGAAGUUCUCCAGGAAGCCGUGCGCAUGCAGCUAGCUUCGUGGAAGGAGCAGGCCGAAACGGCCAGGCUGGCAGAUAAAAGCCGCAUUCAGGACCUCGAGUCGCAGCUGGCAGCGCUAGGGACUGCCACCAGUGUUGAUCACGCUUGUAAGGCUGAGCUUUCUGCGGAGGCGGAGGCGCUGCGCGCGGAGGUGGACCGUCUGCAGAAGGCGCUAGAGGCCGGGAAGCGCGAGCGCGAUUUGGUGCAGGAGGCCGACAGGUCGGAGGUGGAGUCUUACCGCGCGGUGUUCAAGAGGCAGAUCACGGAGCUAAACUGCGAAAUCGAUGAGCUGCGCGCCGCCGCCGCUGCGGCCAAGGAGGACCGCGAGGCUACCCUGAGCGCUUGCGCUGCUGAGCAUGCCGCGGAGACGGAGGCGCUGCGCGUGGAGGUGCACCGUCUGCAGAAGACGCUAGAGACCGCGGAGCGCGAGCGCGACGACGCGGCUGUCUCGAUGAAGGCAUUUCGGGCAAAGAUGGAUGAGUGGAAGGCGAAAGUGCGAAAUGUUGUGGAGAAUGGUGAGUUGCAGCGUCGUGCGUUGGAGGCGGAGGUGCAACGCUUGAAGGAGGACCGGGUCGCUGCUGGUGCUGGUGGUGACGCGUCGUGUGGAGAGAAUCAUCACAGGAAAGAUGAUGGCGAGUUAGGGGCGGCUUCCACCUCGGUGGAGCGCAAGGAGGCGUGGCCACAGGCGGAUGUGGUGGGCUAUGCAUCGGAGGACAGUACGGUGAUGUGGCCUGCCGCGGGUGCCCUUCAAGACAUUCCGGUGCAGACUUCUAUCGCUACAGAAGUUGCUCUCCAAGUGGGGACGGACGUGUCUCCGGUGCCGGGCCCUGUGGCGCUGCCCGAGCUGCAUCUGCAGAGCACGCAGGCCCUGUUAAUGGAGUGUGAGCGCGCUGCCGUGGAGAAUAGGCGACUCCAACGCAUCGUCGCGCAGCUGUCCAGAUUUCGAGAGGGGGUAAUGAGGGAGGUUCGUGCGGUUGCUGUGCCUCCCUCUGCACCCGCCUCGUGA
Molecule: messenger RNA, 1479 nt
Organism: Leishmania mexicana MHOM/GT/2001/U1103
Lineage: Eukaryota; Euglenozoa; Kinetoplastea; Trypanosomatida; Trypanosomatidae
Exons: 1
Coding region: 1-1479 (492 amino acids)
Source: RefSeq, a predicted model, not a curated record